AUGCAGUCAUUCGGUCACACAAGUAAAGGAAAAGAAAUAGAAAAUACAGAAAAAAGUAUAAAAAAGAAAAUACAAACCAGACUAUUUAGGCCACUUAUAACUAUUCCUUCAAGUAAAAAGAAUAGCUUUAUCUUUGAAGAUCCUAUUGAUGAUGAAGACUCUGUUAUUAUGAUAGUGAAACAACCAAAAGCAGCAAAAGGACAUUCUGCUAAUGCUAUCAAAGAAAGACAAAUAAAAAAUGAAAUGUGCUUCCAAGCUGCUGUUUCUCUUGCUCUUCUUCAUCCAUUUUGUGGAUUUACAAUUCGUAGACCAAUUAAAGCAUCUACAGCAACGAAUUCAAUGUCACUUGUUACUCAUAUUCAUUAUAGAAGUGAUACAAUAGAUCUUUUACAACUUUCAUCAACUUGUUGUAAUUUAUUAUACUCAAAAACUGAAGAAAAUUCAUUAAAAAGUAUUGCCAUUAGAAGAAGAAUGAAUAAGAGUGUUAUCUUCUUCAUUUUGAAUUAUUUACUAGAUCUUUUAAGAGAAUUUGGAUUCUUCUUUGACUCAAUUUAUGCUAAAAAGACUUGUAAAACACUUCAGCAAGAACGGGUUAUUAGAAUUUAUUUUAAUAACAAACUUCUUUUUUCAAAAGAUGAAAUUCAACGUUACGGAAAGGUAAUUAAUGAUUACUUAUUUCAUCUUGCUGAUAAACAAACAUCGGCAUAUGUCGAUAAAAAUGAUUUAAAAUUUGAACAAUAUAUGGAAGCAAAUAUUCCAUCUUUUUAUCAAAAACUAGAAUCUCUCUUUCGGUAA
Molecule: messenger RNA, 795 nt
Organism: Entamoeba nuttalli P19
Lineage: Eukaryota; Evosea; Mastigamoebida; Endamoebidae
Exons: 1
Coding region: 1-795 (264 amino acids)
Source: RefSeq, a predicted model, not a curated record